AUUUCGCAUAUGACUGUGCCACGGCAGACAGUCUGGUCCAGCUUUUGUGGGAGCGCUUCUCUAUCGCUGCUUUCGCCCUCGUCCGUGCAGGCGGUCCCGGAGCCGGGAGCGGCUCCAGCACAGGUGCUGCCGCAGCGUCCGGGCAGCGGGGACAGCGCGGGACUGAGCUGGCAGCGCCUUCCUCAGCCUCGGUGUCCCGCAGAGCCGGGACCAGCCGGGACCUGUCAUCAUGUCCCUUUCCAUGGGCCAUCCCCGUGGGUGUAUACCUGUUUCCGAGGCCGAUCUCCUAAAGGCUAUUUCAGCACUCCUGAUGUGUUGGGAGCAAGGGGCUGUUUGUUGCGAGCAGAGAGAUGCCGGCUGUGAGCUGGAGCAGAGAGAAAUCUGCUCCAUUCGUGGGCUUCUGAAGGAGCUCCUGCACCACCUGGAGGGGCCAGCAGCCGGGCUGACACACUUGCCAGGGGUGAAAGAAGCCACUUGCGGUAAGAAAAACGAUGCCACUUGUGAGUGUGCAGUGAGGGAAGAUGUGGAGAAUGGAAUCUGCAGCAGCGAUGGCAGAGUGAGGGAGCCCCUGGAUCCCCAGGGCACAUCAGCGACCGGCCAUGGGCACAGAAGCAUCCUCAGAAGAUUGCCGGGCAAGAGGUUCAGCUGCCAUCCCGUGCUCCCCUUGGUGCUGAUCCUGCUCCUGGUGCUGGUGCUGGCGUUGGCGGUGGCCUUGGCUGUGCAGUCAGCACCACAGGCUCCAGUUCCACCUGCGACUACCCCCGUGAUUCUGGGCUGUCCCCCUCGCUGGGUUGGAUACAAUGGAGUCUGCUACUACUUCUCAAGGGAUAACGGGACCUGGGAUGAGGCUCAAGAGCGGUGCUCGGAGCUCGGGGCCUCCCUGGCCAUUGUCAAGGAUGAGGCAAUGGAUUUGCUCUUCCGCCUCGGCGGGAACGGCGAUUACUGGGUGGGGCUGCGCAGAUGGGGCGAGCACCUGCAGUGGGGGGACGGCAGCAGCUUCAGCUCCUCGGUUCCUGUCCUGGGCAAUUCCGAGUGUGUGUACCUGGCUGAGGAGAAAUUCAGGAGUGUGAUCUGCUCGAAUCCGCAGCCGUAUCUCUGCAGCAAGCCCCGAGCUCCCCUGUAACAGGGGCUGGAGAAAGGAGCUUCUCCACGCUGGGCAGUCCCAGCUUCACCUCUCAGCCCAGCUCAGGGCUGGCCUUUCUCAGCUGCACCCUGUGCCUUGCACUUGCUCUCAGGGUCACCUCAGUGCCUGUUCAUCCCCCCUGCCAGCGCUGGGCUGGCUGUUCAAAGGAAAAGUCUCUGCAAUCCAUCCUGCCAGCCGUGCUAGCUGGAGUGAGGGGAUUGCCCUCAGUGCACAACAAGCUCUGGUUGAAGAAUGGUUUCUCUCUCUGCCUGUGUCUCUGUCUGUCUAUCUCUCUGUCUGUCCUUUUGUCUGUUGUGAAGGAUCUAACUGCUCUGCUGUGGCAGGAAAGCCAGGGUGGGGCAGGACAAGGAAUACUCUCCCUGAGGGGGAAGCAGACACACGAUGUUACUGUAACCCCCAUCCCUUUGUGUUGCAGUGUGUGAAAUAGAGAAUUCUUCAGAGAGAGAUCAGAGUGCAGGGAUUCAAUUAAAACUUUUAAACAGAUUACUGUAUAUUAAGCCAGUCUUAUAUGAAACAGAGAUGUAAGCUUCUAUUUUAAGUACGCAUAUAAGUUUAUAUUUAUAUUAUUAUUAUUUGUAUUAUUAUUAUUAUAUAUUAGGAACCUUUUUACUGCCAUAAGAAUAAAAGACAUAGAAUUUAGUGUUCAAAAGAAGUUUUAGUGAGAGCUAAGAAACAAAAAUAUGUCUCAAAAACUAGUCUCAGGGAGUGCUCAAAAAACAUAUUUUAGACAUA
Messenger RNA from Oenanthe melanoleuca, 1876 nucleotides. Its product is annotated as early activation antigen CD69-like. The record is from RefSeq and is a predicted model, not a curated record. NCBI's taxonomy places the organism in Eukaryota, Metazoa, Chordata, Aves, Passeriformes, Muscicapidae. Bases 230 to 1123 code for a protein of 297 amino acids. The transcript is spliced from 6 exons.